GGGUCACUGUACAGUCCGAGGGGCCAAAGCCAAAGAGAUUCUGGAGAAGGGCCUGAAGGUGCGAGAAUAUGAGUUAAGGAAAAAUAAUUUCUCAGAUACUGGCAACUUUGGCUUUGGGAUCCAAGAGCAUAUCGAUCUGGGCAUUAAAUAUGACCCGAGCAUUGGCAUCUAUGGCUUGGACUUCUAUGCGGUGCUGGGCAGACCUGGCUUCAGCAUUGCAGACAAGAAGCGUAGGACAGGCUGCAUCGGGGCCAAACACAGAAUUGGCAAAGAGGAAGCCAUGCACUGGUUCCAGCAGAAGUAUGAUGGCAUCAUCCUUCCUGGCAAAUAAAGUCCUGUUUUCUAUUAAAAGAUCAAUAAAAUGAUCACCGAA
Messenger RNA from Gracilinanus agilis (Agile Gracile Mouse Opossum), 373 nucleotides. Its product is annotated as 60S ribosomal protein L11-like. Gene Ontology annotation, biological process: translation. The annotation marks the transcript as partial. Gene Ontology annotation, molecular function: structural constituent of ribosome; RNA binding. Gene Ontology annotation, cellular component: ribosome; cytosolic large ribosomal subunit. Lineage: Eukaryota; Metazoa; Chordata; Mammalia; Didelphimorphia; Didelphidae. The transcript has a single exon. The record is from RefSeq and is a predicted model, not a curated record.